AACCCUGUGCAUGGUUUUGCCGCCAAAAGUAAUAGUGAGUUUAUUUAUUUACAAAACCUGAAAGGCAAAUAGGACGCACACCCCGAAUGGACGUGGAAAUAAAACAGCAGUUUGACGAGAUGGGCGUAGAGCCUGCGGAGGCGGUGCUGGAGAAAUGCCUGGAGCUGGCCAUUUCGUACAACGUGCUCGACGCCACCGAGUUCGUGGAGCAGUGGAUGGCUUUCAGCUUGUCCCACCUCCACGGCGACGACCCCACAACCGAGAACCUGGGCGAGUUCGAGCGCAAGGUGCUGCAGUUGAGGAAGGACAAGGUUGCCCCAAAGGCCAAAUCGUAUACUGCAACCGCAAGCUCUGGACCGGACUUGAGCUCGCUGGCCACCUACGGCGUAAUGGAAGAAGACCAGAUGAUGGACGACUACGUAAGUGAGUCAGUUUCAGACUCAUCCGCAAUGCACACGCCGAAGGCUAAGAAGGAUAAGCAACGCUCCGCCGCCCUCAAAGGCGGAGUGCUAUUUAGUCCCGUCAGCUACACGCCGCAAUCGACUAAGAAAACGCUGGUGGAAGCAGGAACACCAAAUGCCACUGUAGCUGGCAAGCCGGGUGACAUUGUAGACUCCUUUGGCCAUCCCAAACUUCUGGCCGGUUCCAACUGGCAAACCCAAGUGGAGCACCAGCUGCCAGUGACUCAAAAACUUCUGCACAAGGACGCCCCGCUGACCAUUGCCAAUCUGGGCUACAUGAACGACUUGCUGGGUGAUCGAUGCGACGACUUGCACGAUCGCCUCGUGGACACCGGACGGGCUCUGGUGGAGAAGAAGCUGGGCCCAGAUGGAGCUGCCGAGUGCAGUUGGUAUCCGCAAGACAGGCAAACUCUGCAGGCCCUUCAUUUGCUCCAUGCAGUGGGCAUGGUACAUUCCGAGGACGACGGACCUCUAGAUGCCCACUCCGCUUUUCUUUCCGUGACAGACGCCGACGAGAACAGUUUUCUCUCGCUAAACUUCUCCAGGAUUAAAUCAGCCAGCAUCUUCCCAGGACAGGUGGUGCUGGCAAAGGGAUUCAUACCCAAGGGCAACUCCUUCGUGGUGGAGGAGAUCCACACAGAACGGAAGCUGACGCCUCCCGCACCCUUGAAAGUCGACAGAGAGUUACAGUUUGUGGUGGCGGCCGGUCCAUUUACACACAGUACUGAUCUGAUCUACGAGCCACUGCACGACCUGCUUAAUUACCUCAAGGAGCACCGUCCCGACGUGCUGGUGCUUACAGGGCCCUUCCUGGAUGCUGAUCACAGUAUAGUCAGCGAACUGGCCGAGACCUUUGAAUCAUUCUUCGAGAAGAUGAUUGCCGGGAUAAUGGAAGUGGUUGGAAGUCACACCGCGGUGCUGAUGGUCAGCAGCCAGAAGGAUGCCAUGGUGCACUCGGUUUACCCCACCCCGCCACCCACUCUCCGCAAAACGUAUCCCAACCUUCACAUGCUACCUGAUCCGUCGCUGGUGGAUCUGGACGGAAUUACGCUGGGCGUCUCCUCCACUGACGUCGUGGAUCAUUUGCUGAGCCACGAGUUUGCCGCAAACGCUGGUGAACGGAUGCAUCGAGCAAUUAACCAUUUGUUCCAUCAGGGCUCCUUUUAUCCAAUAUAUCCACCGGCCGACGAAGACAUGGCCUUUGACUCGCAGCUGGCUCUCAAGUACGCCCAGAUCAAACAGCUGCCAAAUGUACUCAUCCUGCCCGGCAAUCAGCGACACUUCAUUCGUCUGGUCAGCGACUGUCUGGUCAUCAAUCCAGGACGCGUAGCAGACAGCAAGGGCGGCACCUUUGCUCGCUUUUUGGUGGCACCGUCUGUGCCAGGAAAGUCGGCCAACAUGUUCAACAGUGUCGCGUGUCAAGUGCAACGUAUCUGAUAUUUCUUAACCAAAAUAAAAGCCAACAGCCAAGUAUACAUUGUA
Molecule: messenger RNA, 1943 nt
Organism: Drosophila serrata
Lineage: Eukaryota; Metazoa; Arthropoda; Insecta; Diptera; Drosophilidae
Gene: PolA2
Product: DNA polymerase alpha subunit B
Biological process (GO): DNA replication initiation; DNA replication
Cellular component (GO): alpha DNA polymerase:primase complex
Molecular function (GO): DNA binding
Source: RefSeq, a predicted model, not a curated record